AUGGUCCGUCAGUUGGAACAUCGCCCGUGGAAGGUGCAUGUGGAUGUUGCUUCCAGCGCCAAAGGGAUCGGAGCCGGGAUUGUCAUAAUUACCCUGGAGGGUAUUCUCUUGGAGCAUUCGUUCAGAUUGGGGUUUAACGCCUCCAACAACGAGGUAGAGUAUGACGCUUUGCUUACCGGAUUGAGGGCAGUUUCAAGGUUAGAAGCCCGGGAUGUGGAAGUUUAUUCGGAUUCACGACUUAUAGUAAACCAGGUGCAGGGAAGUUUUGAGGCUCGAGAUCCUCGAAUGAAAGCGUACUUAGAAUUGGUAAAGCAGACCAUAAGUAACUUUUGUACGGUGAAGGUGAUCCAAGUGGCCCAAGCACAGAACAGCCAUGCCGACUCUCUCGCCACAUUGGCAUCGUUAAUUACCGAGGAGAUUCCCCUACUAAUCAGAGUGGAACUUGUCCCCGAGCCAAGCAUUAAGGUGGCAGGAGAUGAAGGGGCUGCAAGGGUCGAAGUCACAACAGUCGCAACACUUGGACCGAGCUGGAUGGAUCCCAUCAUUGAUUUCUUAGCCGACGACCAAAUCCCGGACGAUGAGAAGGAAGCCAACAAGAUUCGCAGGGUAGUUACCCGGUAUUGGUUGUCCAAAGACUGGAAGCUCUAUCGCAGGUCAUUCGGGGGACCAUAUCUUUUAUGCUUACACCCAGAGAAAGUAGGCCAACUCCUGACCGAGCUGCAUGAAGGGGUAUGCGGUAGCCAUGUAGGGGGACGAUCAUUAGCACAUCGAGCAAUGACUCAAGGAUUCUGGUGGCCCCAAAUGCAGAAGGACACCGCGGAAUAUGUUCGAAAGUGUGAGCAAUGUCAGAAGCAUGCCCCUCUGAUACACCAGCCUACCGGCCAUUUGAACCCGAUUAGUAGUCCUUGGCCCUUUGCACAAUGGGGGCUGGAUAUACUCGGACCAUUUCCCUGUGCAACGGGUAAUCGAAGAUUCGUUUUGGUAGCCGUCGAUUACUUCACCAAAUGGGCAAAGGCGGAGGCUCUGGCUAACAUCCGGGACAUGGAUGUGAAGAAAUUCGUAUGGAAGAAUAUAAUCACCAAGUUUGGGGUUCCGGACUCCCUUAUAUUGGAUAAUGGACUGCAGUUUAACAGCCGAGCUUUCCGCGAAUUUUGCAGCAACCUCGGUAUCAGGGACAGGUAUUCCUCUCCAGCAUAUCCCUAG
Quercus robur (English oak) is the source of this 1203-nucleotide messenger RNA. RefSeq lists its product as uncharacterized. Lineage: Eukaryota; Viridiplantae; Streptophyta; Magnoliopsida; Fagales; Fagaceae. The record is from RefSeq and is a predicted model, not a curated record. Bases 1 to 1203 code for a protein of 400 amino acids. Gene Ontology annotation, molecular function: RNA-DNA hybrid ribonuclease activity; nucleic acid binding. The transcript has a single exon. Gene Ontology annotation, biological process: DNA integration.